Messenger RNA from Trichomycterus rosablanca, 2328 nucleotides. RefSeq names its product solute carrier family 25 member 22a (gene slc25a22a). The transcript is spliced from 11 exons. The record is from RefSeq and is a predicted model, not a curated record. NCBI's taxonomy places the organism in Eukaryota, Metazoa, Chordata, Actinopteri, Siluriformes, Trichomycteridae. The coding region runs from base 274 to 1212 and encodes 312 amino acids. Gene Ontology annotation, biological process: malate-aspartate shuttle; aspartate transmembrane transport; L-glutamate transmembrane transport. Gene Ontology annotation, molecular function: L-aspartate transmembrane transporter activity; L-glutamate transmembrane transporter activity.
CUUCUCAUCACACGCUCCUCUUUAGCUUUUAUUUAUUUAAGGGACUGAAACACUAGUUUUGUUUGGCAGAUUGAAGUGCCGGAGUGGACUGGACGAGAUUACAGACACAUCAGGUGUUAAACAUAACGGGAUAUACAACACCACGGUACCCUCAGUAAACUUGAAUAAACACAAACACACUGAAACCAUACAGCAGUUUAACUAAAGGACAUUCAACACUGACACCCUGAAGAAACUUUCUUACCUAUACAGAGGAGUUGCGGUUCGACAGAUAUGGCUGACAAACAGAUCAGUUUGCCUGCCAAGUUGAUAAAUGGGGGCAUUGCUGGCUUGAUUGGUGUCACUUGUGUGUUUCCCAUUGACCUGGCCAAGACCCGCUUACAGAACCAGCAGACCAAACUCUACACCAGCAUGUCAGAUUGCCUUAUCAAAACUAUACGCUCAGAAGGUUAUUUUGGAAUGUACAGAGGUGCAGCAGUGAACUUAACUCUGGUUACUCCUGAGAAAGCCAUAAAACUGGCAGCCAAUGACUUCUUCAGACACCAUCUCUCCAAGGACGGGCAGAAGCUGACACUGUUCAGAGAAAUGCUAGCAGGCUGUGGGGCAGGUACAUGUCAGGUCAUUAUUACAACGCCAAUGGAGAUGCUAAAAAUUCAACUGCAAGAUGCAGGAAGAAUUGCUGCUCAGAGAAAGCUGAUGCCACAGACGGUGGCCCCGGGUGGCCCGGUGGAGGUAAAGAGCCCAACGGCUAUGCAGCUCACACGUGACUUGCUGAAAGAAAAAGGAAUUGCUGGACUGUAUAAAGGCCUAGGAGCUACACUUCUCAGGGAUGUUCCUUUCUCAAUCAUCUACUUCCCUCUGUUUGCUAAUCUGAAUAACCUGGGGAAAAAGAAUGCAGAAGGCCCUGCUCCAUUCUACGUCUCUUUUAUUUCAGGCUGUAUUGCUGGCAGCACAGCCGCUGUAGCUGUUAACCCUGUAGAUGUGAUAAAAACCAGGUUGCAGUCCCUAACACGUGGCAGUCAGGAGGACACAUACAGCGGAGUAACUGACUGUAUCAGAAAGAUUCUGAAGAACGAGGGACCCUCUGCCUUUCUGAAAGGUGCAUACUGCCGUGCUCUCGUCAUCGCCCCACUCUUCGGCAUCGCCCAGGUCGUCUACUUCCUCGGCGUGGGUGAAUUUAUCCUCAGCUUCUUACCUAAGCGGAACAAUUAACUGAUUAUUUUUGCUUUCUGCCUUCCCACCUACACACACUGCACCAGUUUAACUUAAAUACUUGCCCCCACCCUCUCCACAUCUCAGCUACCUGUGUUGCCUGGAGGUCGUGGAGAUCAUGUUAGGUGUUUUUGUAUAUAAGUGUGUUUGAAUAUAAAUGUGAAGUUCAGAGGAGAUUGAGAGGAAGUUUCUUUUCUAAAGACUGGUUGGUCUUUAACAUAAUUGAAUGUGUUGUUUAAGAGGUUAUGCGUUUUACGGAGAUUUAUAUAAGUUGAAAUCAAAUUUAACAAUUGAUAUUUGUUGUGCUGUUGGUGACCACAGUGUCUGUCUGACAAUCUGAUAAUAGGGACCUUGUUGGGUAUAUUUUAAAUUAUUACAUGAUUUUAAUAAGGAUACAAAUGUUCAUAUGAAUUACUGAAACCCUUGAAAUGUUAAUGCUUCUAACACUACUUGAAGGAAUGAGUUGUUUUGUAAUAUGGAGAUUUUAAUAAUCCCGGUCAGAAUGUCCGACCUAAUUGACCUCAAGAAGCUUUGUGUGUAUUUGAAGGUUUUUGUGUGUGAUGUAAAAGCUGUUUCAGCGCUAGAUGGAUUGCAAGUCUGUGUAAGCACACACACACAUACACAGGCACACAUUCACACGAGUCUAAUAAUGAGCGCUUUACGCAGGUCAUGUGACUCAUAUUAGCUUCAGGCAUCAUGCACUACAGCUUUUCAUUUGUACACUGAUAGUCUCACCUGAUUAGCGAUAACAGAAGAACAAUAUACACAGGCCUAUUAUAGAAGCUUAACUUCUUUGGCAGUAAAGGUGUUUCUUACUCUGAAGGCACUUUUGAGCUAACAUAACAAUCGCAUAUAGUUCCUGAAAGCACAAAAAAAGCAUGCUUGAAAUUCAUCUAGCGAUAUAGCUAAUUCAUCCACUUGCUGCUAGUGGGCAUUGAGGAAAGAAGAACACCUGUAGGAAGGUGUUGCACAUUGAGGAACUAUUUUAGUACUAAUUCAUUUGUAUAAUUUCUGUGAUUUAAAGUUUAUUUUUAUUAUUUUGUUUUAAAUGUUAGUUAUUGCCUCUGACCAAAUUACAUAUUUUAUUAAUUUUCAGUGACAAAAAGUAAACCUAAU